AUGGAAGGCUUGACGCUGAGCGAUGCGGAGCAGAAAUACUACUCGGAUCUCUUCUCCUACUGCGACAUCGAGAGCACCAAGAAGGUGGCGGCCAACGGGCGGGUGCUCGAGCUGUUCCGGGCCGCGCAGCUGCCCAACGACGUGGUCCUCCAGAUUAUGGAACUUUGUGGUGCAACAAGACUUGGUUAUUUUGGAAGAAGUCAGUUCUAUAUUGCUUUGAAACUUGUAGCUGUUGCCCAGUCUGGUUUCCCUUUAAGAGUGGAAAGUAUUAAUACAGUAAAGGACCUUCCUCUGCCAAGAUUUGUUGCUUCAAAGAAUGAACAAGAAUCUCGCCAUGCAGCCUCGUAUUCUUCAGAUUCUGAAAAUCAAGGGUCUUAUUCUGGUGUUAUUCCUCCGCCACCUGGAAGGGGGCAAGUGAAAAAGGGGUCCGUAAGCCAUGAUGCUGUCCAGCCUCGUACAUCUACAGAUCAACAGGAGCCUGCGUCUCCAGUAGUUUCACCACAGCAGUCCCCACCAACGUCUCCACACACAUGGAGGAAACACAACCGUCACCCCAGUGGAGGAAAUGGCGAGAGGCCUCUUGCAGGACCUGGGCCAUUUUGGUCUCCUUUUGGUGACGCACAAUCAGGUUCUGCUGCUGGUGAUGCAAUGUGGUCAGGGCAUUCUCCACCUCCACCUCAAGAAAACUGGGUCAGUUUUGCAGAUACUCCACCAACCAGUACUCUUUUAACCAUGCAUCCUGCUUCUGUCCAGGACCAGACAACAGUACGAACUGUAGCUUCAGCUACAACUGCCAAUGAAAUUCGUAGGCAAUCCAGUAGCUAUGAUGAUCCCUGGAAAAUAACAGAUGAACAAAGACAGUAUUAUGUAAAUCAGUUUAAAACCAUUCAGCCUGAUCUAAACGGAUUUAUUCCAGGAUCUGCAGCUAAAGAGUUUUUUACAAAAUCAAAGCUUCCUAUUCUUGAACUUUCUCAUAUUUGGGAACUCUCAGACUUUGAUAAAGAUGGAGCAUUAACACUGGAUGAGUUUUGUGCUGCUUUUCAUCUGGUAGUUGCUAGGAAGAAUGGCUAUGACUUACCAGAAAAACUCCCUGAAAGUUUAAUGCCCAAGCUGAUUGAUUUGGAAGACUCAGCAGAUGUUGGGGAUCAGACAGGUGAGGUAGGUUAUUCAGGCUCGCCUGCAGAAGCACCUCCAAGCAAGUCACCAUCAAUGCCGUCACUAAACCAGACUUGGCCAGAGAUGAAUCAGAGCAGUGAGCAGUGGGAGACAUUUAGUGAACGCUCUUCAAGCUCACAAACUCUGACCCAAUUUGAUUCUAACAUUGCACCAGCUGAUCCUGAUACUGCUAUUGUUCAUCCAGUUCCUAUUCGUAUGACUCCAAGCAAAAUCCACAUGCAGGAAAUGGAACUUAAAAGAACUGGCAGUGAUCAUACUAAUCCCACUAGCCCAUUACUUGUGAAAACAUCUGACCUUUCAGAAGAAAAUACGAUAAAUUCAUCAGUGAAAUUCGCUUCUGGAAAUACUGUAGCAGAUGGUUACAGUAGUUCAGACUCUUUUACUUCAGACCCAGAACAGAUCGGGAAUAAUGUAACUCGUCAAAGGUCUCAUUCAGGAACAUCCCCUGAUACCACUGCGCCACCACCCCCCCCUCCAAGGCCACAGCCCUCGCAUUCUAGAUCGUCAUCUUUAGACAUGAAUCGGACCUUUACAGUCACCACAGGACAACAACAGGCUGGAGUUGUUGCCCAUCCUCCUGCCGUGCCUCCAAGACCACAGCCUUCACAGGCUCCUGGUCCCACAGUGCAUCGCUCAGUGGAUGCCGAUGGCAUGAUAGCUCACACUAGUACCUCACCUCAGCAGAUACCAGAGCAACCAAAUUUUGCAGAUUUCAGCCAAUUUGAAGUAUUUGCUGCAUCAAAUGUAAAUGAAGAACAAGAUGAUGAAGCUGAGAAACAUCCAGAAGUCUUGCCGGUUGAAAAAGUUUCUGAUCCUGCAAGUUCUCUUCGAGUUGCCAAAACAGAUAAUAAAAUUGAAGAAAAGACAGCUGCUAAUGCUCCUGCCAAUGUGGGCAAAGGUACAACACCUCUUGCUCCACCACCCAAACCUGUUCGAAGAAGAUUAAAAUCAGAAGAUGAGUUAAGGCCUGAAGUUGAUGAACAUACACAAAAGACAGGUGUCUUAGCUGGUGUUCUUGCAUCACAGCCUUCUAUUCCUAGGUCUGUUGGGAAAGAUAAAAAAGCUAUUCAGGCAUCAAUUAGACGCAAUAAGGAAACCAACACAGUUUUGGCCAGAUUGAAUAGUGAAUUGCAGCAACAAUUAAAGGAUGUUCUUGAGGAGAGAAUUUCCCUGGAAGUUCAACUGGAACAACUUCGACCAUUCUCUCACCUAUAA
Messenger RNA from Pipistrellus nathusii (Nathusius's pipistrelle), 2391 nucleotides. Lineage: Eukaryota; Metazoa; Chordata; Mammalia; Chiroptera; Vespertilionidae. The record is from the annotation of a GenBank genome assembly.